This is a messenger RNA of Prorocentrum cordatum, 1925 nucleotides long. The record is from the annotation of a GenBank genome assembly. NCBI's taxonomy places the organism in Eukaryota, Dinophyceae, Prorocentrales, Prorocentraceae.
CUUGCAACGGCUAGCAUGAUGAAAUCAGCUCCCUUAACGAAUCAGACUCGAAUGGCAGGUCCAAUCGGGACAACUAUGUUUUGCGGCAAGCGGCUCGAACGGCGCACCCCGAAGGGCGAAUCAACAUCUUAUCGCGAGGCGCGCCCAAAAUAAAGGGCGAAGAACAAAUUUGAGAAAGUGUCUGAAUCUGAACCGUGGCUCCAUCCAGAGUCUGAGGCUCAUUUCAGAGCAAUGCUCUUAGAACACACUACACUGUACAGGUUUCAGGCCCGCGACGGCGAUGAGCCUGGUUGCGCGGCUCCUCCUCCUCCUCCUCCUCAUCAUCAUCAGCAGACCCAAAUGCCUGUCGGCCUUACGACACAACUGCUGGACAACCGCACGAAACAACCACACGGGACAGCCCGCCAGCCAGCGCCCCCAGCGCCAAAGGUGAACACCGAGCUGGACAAUCGCGGAACAAUCCGCCUCCCUGGAACUUGCGGAGCCUGCCCUCGGCCACGGCUGGAGACUCUCUCGCCCGCGCGAAGAGCUUCUCCGUGCCCGCACGCUCGAGGCAAUCUGGAGCCGAAACGCUUCCGCGGCGGCGGCUCUCCAGUUCACCCCGACCUCAGAUGCUGGUAUUGAGCGAAAGCGGCAUCGCAUCGCAGCCCCACAGUUUCCUGAAAUUGUGCGCCCAAUCGAAUCAUUCACAACUGUGUGUGGGCGCGCUGCCACGCACGGAUAGCUCACGGAGGAAAGACUGACCAUGAUACACUCUGCGCCUCGAAGACUACCAUUGAGUGGUUGUUGCGAUCGUAAAAUAUGCCAAGCUUGCCAUCGUCCAAAACUGUGAGUGACGAAUAUCCCGCCGAUUUUCCCCAGACUACCGUGUGGUCCUGCCACGUGGACCCCUGAUCGCUUGACGACCAGACUUUGAGGCGAUUGCGGAGGAGGUCGAGGUCUGGAUCUGGGUGGCUGAAAUAAAGCUUCUUCGUGCCCGGGUGGUAGACGAGCGAUCCCUCGCAGCCUCGUAUCGGUUCUGGGAUCUCCUUGACUUCCCAGCUUGGGCCCCACGUCAUGCCUCCGUCUUCCGAGAGUGACUGCAGCCGAUGACCUUUGCCCGUGAUCCCCGAAGGAAUGUUCGGUGAGUUGCGCACGCUGGCGAGAAGAACAGGCGUACCGUCGCACGUGAAGGUUCCAGUUUCUGCAAUCGUCCACUCACCGGAGCCGGCGCCGCCCAAAUAUCUUUCACCUGGCACAAGACCGCCCAUCUGCCAGGACGCGCCCUUGUCGUCGCUGUAGACGGUGUACACUCCUGCUGAAUAGAUUGGGAUUACAAGCCGGCCUUUGACGGGACCUGCGGAGAGCUGGAUGCCACCUGCAUGUCCUGUUCCAGACGCAGUCAGGCUCCGCUGGAGAGAAGGCUUGUGAAUGGGCUCGGACCAGGCAGGACAAGCCAUCGUCGGCGGAGUGCGACAGGAAUAGCUGGGAGUUGUUGCGCGUGUGGAACAGCCAGAUGGUUCCUGUAGAGGCGUCCUGCACCCAAUUACCAUCUCCGACGGUUAUCCACUGCGACUCCGUGCUGUUCCUGUACAUGAGCAUCGGCUCUGCCCACGUCUUGCCGCCAUCGAUGGAGCGGCGUAGCCAAAGGUCUAUAAAUCCGUGGUCGGCGCAGCUGUACUUGCGAGCCUCGAUCAUCGCCAGCAGCGUACCAUUCACCGUCUUGAGGAUUGUGGGGAUCUUGAAGCAACCGUAACCGAGAUCCCCAGGACAGAACAAGUCCGUGUUGUUCGCAUCGGCUGGUAGGCAACCUGGCUUAGGCGACGGCGGAAAUCCUGCCUUAAUGGCGGCGUCCGAACUUAACAAGGUUGCAAAGAAGACGACGAGCGAGAAUUCCCUCAGCAUCUCUCUUGAAUAUAUCACUUAGCUCACUUGAUCAACAUGGC